CGCGCUCGUUCGAUGCCAUGUGUUAUUCCAGUUCUAACGCAGAGUGUACUCACAUCAUUUUCUAGUUGUCACACAGCGACUCGGUGUUGAGUUGAGCGAGCAGCUGAGACAGAAUCCGCUGAAACUGGUGCUCCCCGGUGCUGGCCAGCAACCAUGCGCUGGUUUGGUUUAAGUGCGUUUGCGGUGUGUUGUUGUCUAGUCACGCGUACGGCAGUCGGCCAGGAACUCGUAAGUGAUGAAUCUCCAAAUCUUGCUCAGUCAUCGAUGGACGAUGGAGCCGAGAGCGAGCCAGAUCUCCUCGUCGAAGAAACAACAACCCCGGAUCCAGGACCCGACCCCGCCAAUCCAUUCAAGUACUACUCGGAGAAACAGAGCAAACUCAUUAAGGCCGUGUCCGCCGACGUUAUGGAGUACAUCGCGCCGCAUUUUGUGCGAGACAUCCACGAACUCAAUAUUACCGGGGACUGCACCUACGGCCUGCUGAAGUUCGCCUUCGGUCUGAAGAAAUUCCGACCGUGGUCAAUCAAAAUGUUGGACUCUUGGGGCAAAUUACCCCAUGGUGUGCUGUACGGCGCACUCUCAUCGCUCGGAAACAUGGCGGAGUGCAAAUCCGUGGUGGCUCAGGAGAAAAAAUAUAAUGGGAAGAUCGAUACAUUUUUCACGGGAAAAUAUUGCGCCAUCAAUAUGAGACCGCAUCUCUACUUCCCGAAACCUGCGAAAUACGAUCCGCGAACAUAUCUCAAAAACUACACUGACGAAAUUCCGAUUCUGAAGAAUGUGCUCGGACCAGACAUGAAUCUUGCAUACUUUUACUUCGCGCACUUCAGAAUAGGUGCGUGUGUGCCGCACACCUGUACAAUCGAUGACAUGAACACCCUUGUCCGACAACUGGCCAGUAUUGCUGCUCUCGAAAUCGACGUCCAAUGGUGCGAAGACAGCGCUUCGCCCCCCUUGACCUCAACCCAAAUGACAGUUUCGGCGGUCCUCAUUUGCCUUCUGGCUUUAUCGGCAAUCGGCACUGCUCUCGAUGUCCUACCGAAAUUGAUGAGGAGUGCACGUAGAUCCGACGGCGAAAAAGCAACGUUCCGACAGCAGAACAUGGUCGAGCAAGUGGCCGAAUGUUUCUCGGUGUACAGCAAUAUGUUGAAGAUCUUGAACACCGAAACCGGUCCGUCGACUUUGAGAUGCGUUCAUGGUCUUCGAGUAAUUACCAUGGCCUGGAUCAUCUUGGGCCACACGUUCUUCUACAAAAACUUCAACCUCGGAAGCGGUUUCGUCGAAGCCUUAGCGCUGGGGAAGAGUGUUCCCUUCCAGAUGGUCUUCAACGUAUUCCCCGCUGUGGAGACCUUCGUAACGAUUUCCGGCUGCGUUCUGACUGUAAAUUAUCUUUCCCGGAUGGAGGAUCGCCAGGGCUCGUUCAGCUACUUUCGGCAUAUUAUCAGAAGAUGGUGGAGACUCACUCCGGCUUUCGUUGCUGUUUCUUUCCUGAUGAUCAUACUUCCCCUCGCGGGAUCCGGACCUUUAUGGAAGGAAACUCUCGAACCGUACGCUAACGCGUGCCAGAACAGCUGGUGGACGAAUCCUCUUUACAUCGGAGCCUACGUCCAUCGAGAGAACAUGUGUCUCCCUCACGGCUGGUACCUCUCGUCGGACUUCCACUAUUUCUUGAUACUGCCUUUCAUUGCUUACCUCUUGUACAAGAGCGCAGCGGUCGGGCUCCUGAUCCUGUUCGGUCUCGCAACCGCUUCCGUUAUCACGAUCGGUGCCCUCCUCUACGUCAAUGAAUUGACCCCGAUCCCCCUGUUCAUCGAUAUGGACCCCGAUCAUUUCAAUGAAUACAUGAACAUAAUCGGUUACAAGCCAUACACUCACCUGGCGCCAUUUUGCGUCGGUGUGGCCCUGGGCUAUAUCCUGUACAAGGAGAAGCGACGAAGAAUCCACAAGGCGCUCAGGGUUCCGAUUUGGAUGUUGGUGUGGGCCGUUCAGCUUGCAAUGGUAUUCGGAGUCCGCAACUGGAAUGCCUACGAAGCGCCGUCCGUAGAAGUUGGAGUUGCCUACGGAGCCUUGUUCAGGCUCGUAUGGUCGUUGUGUAUCGCUUGGACCGUUUACGCGUGCGCUACCGGGAAUGGUGGACUCAUUAAUAGGAUCCUCUCGUUUAAUGCAUGGAUUCCCCUUUCUCGACUCACCUACCUCGUCUACCUGGUACAUCCUCUCAUCAUCCUAGGGCAUACUGCCUACCUAAGAGAACCCUUCUACAUUACGAUACCUUUCACGGGCUACCUGUACCUCGGGCAUUUGUUCUCAGCGUACGUAGCGGCGUUCUUCCUCUCGGCUACUCUCGAGUCACCUUUCCUCGCGCUGGACAGAAUGGUGACGAAAGCUUACCAAGACCGUUUCGAUCCUUUGGGCCACCAUCCGAGCACGAAGCGAAAACCUCCGAUCGAGAGCAAACGAAAUUCAGUUUUCUUGGAAACAGGAAUCGCAUCCUUCAACAGCACCCCGAAGCACAUAAACGGGAAAAUCAACAUGGCUUUCGAUAACGCGAAAUUGUGAAUAAUGCCACCAAGUCAGUGUCAGGACUGAUAUUGUCACAACACGACACUCGGUCGAGUGUAACUUUUCAUACCACACCUGUAUAUACGCUUUAGGUAUGCUAGGCUAAAUCAAAAUGACGCUAGAACUCGCAGGAGCUUGUUGUAUCCAGAUCGAAAGCUGGAGAUGUUCUCAGCCACCGAAGGUAAUCGAAGGAGAGACAAGAGAUACUUUCGUCACGAAUCCAGGAAGAAGUGAAAUUAA
Molecule: messenger RNA, 2796 nt
Organism: Galendromus occidentalis (western predatory mite)
Lineage: Eukaryota; Metazoa; Arthropoda; Arachnida; Mesostigmata; Phytoseiidae
Product: nose resistant to fluoxetine protein 6
Exons: 13
Coding region: 154-2553 (799 amino acids)
Molecular function (GO): acyltransferase activity, transferring groups other than amino-acyl groups
Source: RefSeq, a predicted model, not a curated record